UUGAGUAACAUACUAACACGUGACGUGAAAGUACGAUCCCGCACUCAAUUCCAAAUCCAUCUGUCUUCACAUCCUCUCAAAUAUCCACACAAGAUAGGGGCACAAAAUAAGGGUGCUAUUUUAUAAAGGCAAACAGAAUAACUUGGUUCUUUUCAAAACUGAAUUGUGCUAUUCAACUAGAGCCAGGGGAGGAUCAUUCAUUCUUGACUUCAAUGGAAGAAUCAUGGACUAAUUGGUUGUGUGAUAUGGAACCAGAUGAUUACAGAUUCAUCAACGAAUCAAGCAUAAACACAGACAUUAAUCAAGUUAGUAGUUUAGAGAGACCUUCAAAGUUACUCAAAACAGUUUCUUCUUCUUCUUCUUCCCCUUGCUCAUACAUUCUUACAUUUGAAAAUGAGAAUCCACCACCAAUAAAGGUUCAACCAGCUUUGAAGACAAAAACCAAAGUUGUGAACUCAAAGAAUGAACAAAGAAGGGUUAAUACUCAAGAGAGCAACAUGAAGAAAAGUUCAUUUUCCAAAUCUACAACUCAUCAUCACACACCAGAUCACAUAAUUGCUGAGAGAUUAAGGAGAGAAAAGAUUAGCCAACAGUUCAUAGCUCUUUCAGCACUUAUUCCAAACCUCAAAAAGAUGGACAAAGCCUCUGUAUUAGGUGAUGCUAUAAAGUAUGUGAAGGAGCUUAAAGAGCAAGUGAAAGUGUUGGAAGAGCAAACCAAAAAGAAAAGUGUAGAAUCAGUUAUGGUUGUGAAGAAAUUGUCUCAACUUUAUGUGGAUGAAGAUGUUUCAGACACUUCCUCAAAUUCAUGUGAUGAAAACUCAGAUGAAACCUCAAAAACAUAUUUGUCAUCAUUGCCAGAAGUUGAAGCUAGGUUGUCGGGGAAGAAUGUGUUAAUAAGAAUUCUGUGUGAGAAAGAUAAAGGAGUGAUGGUGAAUGUAUAUAGAGAGAUAGAGAAACUUCAUCUCUCAGUUAUCGAUGCUAGUUCAUUUUCCUUUGGUUCCUCUGUUCUUGCCAUAACCAUCAUCACCCAGAUGGAGGAAGAGUUGAACACGAGCGUCCAGAAAAUGGCAAAACAACUGAGAUUUGGACUGGUGCAAUUGAAUUAGUUUGUACUAUGUACUGUAUGCUAUUAGCGGUGGUAAUUGGUAAUAGAUCGAUCAUGAAUUCAGUGAUAGUUGCAACGUGGGAUGGGGAAGUCAUGUACACGAAGUAUACAGCAUGGACAUGUUGAGGCCUUGGGGACGAGACAAUCGAUGUGCAUUAAAUACACUAUGGUUUUAUUAAGGGAAAAUGUGGGACAUAUCAUGUGGCUAAUCGCAUAAGAAUAAUAUACAACUACGCACACAAACAAAAACUAAUAAAUUGAUUUAUGUGGUAAAUUUUGUUUUUUUGACAAAAUGUGGUAAAAAAUUUAAUCGCUUAAUUACUGUUUUAUGUAUAUGGAAAAAAAGUCAAUUGGAUGAAGUUUAGUCAUCACAUAGUUAAUAUCUUUUGAAA
Trifolium pratense (red clover) is the source of this 1497-nucleotide messenger RNA. RefSeq names its product transcription factor bHLH18-like. Gene Ontology annotation, molecular function: protein dimerization activity. Lineage: Eukaryota; Viridiplantae; Streptophyta; Magnoliopsida; Fabales; Fabaceae. The record is from RefSeq and is a predicted model, not a curated record. The transcript is spliced from 5 exons. Bases 213 to 1106 code for a protein of 297 amino acids.